AUGAAUUAACAGCGUAGACUUUCUCCAGCAUAAUAAAGUCCUAUUCAACGUAACACAAUAAUAUCAUGUAUAAUUGAUUAUUAAAUUAGAACAUUCAAAUAGAUUUCAAUUUCUAUAAGUAACUCCAACUACUCAUCCUGUUCAAUAUGUUUCAUUGUAAAAUUGUAAGAGUUUAGAAUUAUAAAUUAUAAAGACAAUGAAGUAAGAUAAGUUUCGAAAGAAAGAGAAACCAAUUAGAUACCACCUUACUAAUAAGUUUGUCCAAAAGGAUUUUAGAGUCUUAGAAUAAUGAGUCAGCCAGAUGGUAAUACAAGUAAAUCUCCAGUGACUCCAAUUAUGUAAUCCUAACCUAAUAUCAGACCUAAUCAAAACUCUAAUUCAUUAUAAUUAUAUAUAGAUAAUGCUUUGAGAAAUUAAAGAGAUGAAAUGUUAAAGCUUUUUGAAUAAUAAAGUAAAUAAAUCGAUUAUAUGCAUUAAUAAUAAUAACUAAUCAUUUAAUAAUAAUAGAUAUAAUAGGAAAAGAAAAAAGAAUAAAAAGAAUAAAAAGAAUAAAAAGAAUCUCCUAAUUUUUAAUCAUAAAUCAAUUAAGUUAAAGAACAAUUACAUUUUUCAAUUACUUAAACUUGUAGAGAAAUGAUACAUAAAUUAUAAAAAUAAGAACAAACUGACUUUAAGGCUUUAUAAGUAUAAAUAGAAAAAUUGAAAUCUUAACUCUUUUAAAUUAAUCUAUCAACUAGCAAAUAAUCUGAUAAAAUGUAAUAAUCUUAUAAAGGAAAAGAAAAUGAACCAGAAGAAUACUAAUAUAAAAAACAUGUUAAUUAAAGAAAUUCUUUAGAUAAUUAUGAUUAAUAUAUCAGAAAAUAUGAGUAAUUCAAUAAGUAGGUAAAUGAUUAUUUGAUUAACCGAAAAAUUCCUGAUCAUCUUAGUUCUAUUCUUAAUUCCAGUAAAGAUUCUAAUAGUGAUAUUCAUGAAAUCGAAUACAUAUCAUCAGAUCAUCCACUCACAGAUAUAACAAAUGUCUAAAAUAUUAAAUAAAUCAAAUCUUAAUAAUAACAAUAAUAACCCUUACAAUAAAUUGCUUAACCAUCUAUUACUUAAUAAUUUAAUACUCAAAAGACUACCAUUUAAACAACUAAUCAAUAUGAAGAUUCCCCUAUUAAAGCAUUAAAUGAACAAAUGAUGAUUGAUAGUUUGGAUAAUAUUAAUGUUCAUGAUCCAAAUAAUCUAUAAAUUACUAAAGAAGAAUUCGAUCAAUUGAAAUGUAUUUAUUUCAAUUAAUUUUAGCUUAAAGAAUGUCCACAAUUCAUGAAAAUGAUGAUGAAGAUGAAGAACUAAUGUAUCAAGUUGAUGAAAAUGGAUUUAUUCUUAGUUAAGAUGGACAUCCUUUAAUUGAUGAAACAGGAAAACGGAUAUAGCUAACAAAAUAGGAGAUGUAAUUCUAUAAAAACAAAAUUAAUAGUUGA
Messenger RNA from Paramecium sonneborni, 1463 nucleotides. NCBI's taxonomy places the organism in Eukaryota, Ciliophora, Oligohymenophorea, Peniculida, Parameciidae. The record is from the annotation of a GenBank genome assembly.